This is a messenger RNA of Rhipicephalus sanguineus (brown dog tick), 1416 nucleotides long. Its product is annotated as phospholipid-transporting ATPase ABCA3. The coding region runs from base 1 to 1416 and encodes 471 amino acids. The record is from RefSeq and is a predicted model, not a curated record. Gene Ontology annotation, cellular component: intracellular membrane-bounded organelle; membrane. The transcript has 7 exons. Gene Ontology annotation, molecular function: ATP hydrolysis activity; lipid carrier activity; ATP binding. Gene Ontology annotation, biological process: transmembrane transport; lipid transport. NCBI's taxonomy places the organism in Eukaryota, Metazoa, Arthropoda, Arachnida, Ixodida, Ixodidae.
AUGGCGCAGAGCACAGCCACCGAGGCGCUCGCGAUCUGCUGCCCUGAUGCCAACGAACAUGAUACUGAGGUUCCCAGUUGGUCAGAUCUACUCACAAGCGACGUGAGCCUGAUAUACGACGUGGGCGCUCUGGUGGGGUGCGCGGUCGUAGCCCUGCUGCUGCUGUCACUGGGCGACGCCGUGGUGGUGCCGCUGGUGCACAGCAUUCGGUACUUGGCCUGGCGGAAGGCAGGCCCGUCCACAACUAGCAAGGUGGCCGCCAUCGAGGCAAGUGGGCUCAUGUCGCCGGUCAACCCAGCGGUGUUCGCGCCACCACUUCGGCCGUCAAAGCCUCAGCAUCCCUCGCCGACGGCAGCAUCCCUCUCCAAGACGCCGACGGCGUCGGCGUCGUCGUCGUCGCUCCCGACUAGCUCGGGCAGCACGACACGGGUGACCAGCGGCUCGCAGAUCAGGGAGGCGGGGCAGGUUGUGCUGGAGGCGGCUGGUCUAGAGCGGCGGUUCGGUGGCCAUUACGCGGUGCGCGAUGUGUCGUUGAGUGUACGGCAGCGCGAGUGCGUCGGCCUGCUGGGGCAGAGUGGCGCUGGAAAAUCCACCACGCUGCGCAUGCUCUCGGGGGAGCUCCUGCCCACGGCUGGCGCAUCCGUCGUCUACGGCAACGAUCUGCGCUCCCAGAGGGCCGGCUACGUCACGUGCGUUGGCUACCAGCCUAGCACCGGCGGUUAUGUGCCCGAGCUGACGGCCCGGCAGCACCUAGAGCUCCUGGCCGUUCUCCGUCGGCUGCCUCAUCACAAUGUGGAUGCGCUGGUAGGUCACGUGCUCCGACUCGUGGACCUCGACUUGGAAGCUGACAAAAAGACUCAGCUUUACUGCCGCUCGUCUCUUCGCAAGCUCGGUUUGGCCAUGGCAUUGCUGGGGGCUCCACGCCUACUGCUGCUGGACGCUCCGACGAGCGGCAUCGAUCCCAUCACGGCGCGCAGUAUGUGGCACACCGUGGACGCCUUCACCAAGGCCAACAAUCAAGCCGUCGUGCUUGCCACCACGCUGAUUCCCGAGUGCCUGGCGCUGUGCUCUCGCGUGAUCGUUCUCAGCGGCGGCGAGCAAACGUGGUCGGGCGCGGUGGCCAACCUGCGCAACACUUUCUUCAUGGGCAUGGUGGUCACGGUGACGCUGACAAUCGAGCAGAAAGACGACACCAUGUCCGCCUUCCUGCGCCGCGUCAACGAGAUCUUCGAGGGCGAGGCGCUCGCGGUCAGCAAGACGAAGAAUGUGGUGCGCUUCAAGAUAUGCGACCCGCUGUACUCGAUGCGGUCGCUAAAGCGCAAGCUGGCCCUCGUGCUCACCGUGAACGUUGUGCGCGAGGUCGACUUCGGGCACGUGGCGCUGCACAAGCUGUUCGGCAUCGAGGAGCCAGAAUAA